AUGGAGCUCUACCCUAACCAUGAGCUAAUAUAUAGCUUUUGUAAGGGUAUAGAAAGGCUUUUCACCCGUGAGGAACCUUGGACAAUGGCAGCAGCUCACAACCUCCUAAACAGAAUCCAGGCAGCUAUCAUGCGGUGGGAACAAGCGGUCCUAGAGAACUGCCGACAGCAUCAAAAACUUAUCUUGGAGCAUAUUGAGGCAGACGGAGAUAUAAGUCUCGAGUGCGAUCCGAUCAUCCCGUAUGAGAUUUUCGAUGAUCCGGGACUACCCUGGAACUGGCCUGUUGGUGAUCUUGUUCAAGAAGCUUCUUGUAUAAACCAACGCCCCCCUCGUGCUUUUUCUUAUAUACUUUACAUCUGCAUUGACCGGUUCAAUGCCUCAAGUGGGUUUGAUACAUUAUUUGGGGAACACGCCUUUACUCUGACGAGAAUGGAAUUUUUCCAUUUUCUGACGGAAUUGCAGAUCUCUAUGUACGCAUGGAAGCACGCAACCGAGGAGCAGAACGACGAGUGGCAGAAAAGAAUUCUUACCAGGCUCAGCAAUGGCGAGGAGAUUGCUCAAUAUUCUGAUCCCGAACUCUUGGAUCCCGAUUUCAAUGACCCUUCCCUCCCUUGGAAUAACUUAAAUAGUCAUUCUAGUAUGGUCGACACGCCGCCUUUCCAAGAAGCCGAGGGACUUUCAGGCAAUUUAACCCUCACCACGCCAGAUUACGCGAGCGAAGUCACUGAAGGGCAUUUGAAUUCAGAGUUUGUGAGUCUUACGGGUGUGGAAAUCGGAAAUACGAACCUAGAUGAGACAGAGUUACAUACCCUGGCUAUGGCAAGAAUACUCCUAAGAGAGAGGAUUAACAAUUUGCUGGAUGCCCUCGGUGCUAUUGGAAUCCAGUUCCUUCCCAGGAAUCAACUGAGUUGA
This is a messenger RNA of Penicillium argentinense, 912 nucleotides long. RefSeq lists its product as uncharacterized. The record is from RefSeq and is a predicted model, not a curated record. The coding region runs from base 1 to 912 and encodes 303 amino acids. Lineage: Eukaryota; Fungi; Ascomycota; Eurotiomycetes; Eurotiales; Aspergillaceae. The transcript has a single exon.